CAUCCAUCGUUUUUCCUGCAGGAUAAGUAUCUGUUGUCUCUGACGUAUUAUAACUCUUCUCCGCACCUGGCAAUGUGAAUACGACUAUUUAUAACUAAAUGUAGCCAAUUGCUUGAAAAUUCAAAGACCAGUUGUUUUAUAUUUAAAGAUGAUUUGAAGAAUACUAGUACAGUCAAUGAUUCAUAUUCAUAAUCAUCUUUGUCAAGGAUUUUAAAAUACUGCGAAGAUAAAAUUUGUAUCUUAAGGCUUCGGUUCAUCAAAAUCCUUAUAGAAUGCUGUUUAUUAGACUCUGAGGAUUAAGCAAACCAGAGCUGGUUCUACAGACUAAAAUGGAGAAAAUAUUAUGCGGUAGAUUGGCUGGGUGCCCGUCACCCCCUUCACGGGUCGUCAGGAUGAUUAUAAGCUGUACCAAAUCAGAUACUGUCCAAGAGAGACAAAUCUUAUUGAAAGAGGCAUGUCCAGAGUUGCAAAAAUACUGUCAAGAAUAUGGACUCGAGUUCCAGCUUGUUGAUCUCCAUCAAGGACCUAAAGAUCUAGCGGCCAAUGAUCACGAGGCAGCGGCACUCCGCAUGAAUGAAAUCCGCGAGGCUCACAGGAUCUCGCAAGGGCCAUUUUUUGUGUCCAUUGUAGGCAACAAGUAUGGAGAGUGCAUCUUACCAGUUGAAAUUGAAAGUAAUGAGUUCUCCCAGAUUAGAGACUGUGCAUUUGAAUCUGGCAAAGAUGUGAAUCUUCUUGAUGAAUGGUACCUUCCCCGGGGUGAGGGGAGUAAUUGUGUCUAUGUGUUGCAACCUAUGACGUCAAACAUCAGAUAUCUAUAUGAUCAGACAGACGAGAACAAGGAACAACACGAGAAAGAUGUUGCACGAUGGCGCAAGACGUAUGAGAGCUUAUUAGAUAUAUUGCAGCAGAGUUCCGAGUAUAUUCAUGACGAAGGUUUGGUAAAGGAAAAAGAACUGCAAAAGUACCAUAUGUCAGCUUUGGAAUGCGAGUUGACCCAGUCUUUGGCCCUGACCUCUGAACCUGGUAAUAAAUGCAUUUGCAUAUUUCGAAAUUUAGAGGGAAUGCCUCAGUCGGUGGACAGUCAAGAAAUGCAUAGUUACAUAGAUCUCCGUAAAGCCACAAAACCGAAGAUCUUGAAAAAGGCACAGGAACAGAUCAAAGUGUUGAAGGAGGUGCGUAUACCUGCUAAAGUUCCGUCAGAUAAUAUUCUGAAAUUCUCUGUGAAAUGGACACCGAAUGGCAUUUCACCGAAUAAUGAGGAACAUAAUACCUACCUCAAGCAACUAUGCAAUAAAUUUGUAACAACGGUUAAAAGUUUGAUUGACAAGCAGGCCUUGAAGGACCAAGAUGCCGCAUAUCAGCGGAGGCCGGACGAGAUGCGUAAAUUACAGAAUGAAGUGAUGAAGCAUUUGGAGGUAGCAAACAGACAUUGUGAGAUAUUUGUAAAUAGGGACAGUAUCAUGGGCCAAGUCAAAAGUCUUGUGCAGGAAUGUUCUGCUGAUAAGAGUACAAGUAGUUCGCCGAUAGUUUUGUAUGGUGACCCGGGAUCAGGUAAAAGUGCGGUUCUUUCUCAAAUUAUCAAAUUGUCGCCGGAAUGGUUAGGAGAUUCGGUGGUGAAUGUGAUACGCUUUUUUGGUGCUACGACUGAUUGUAAGACAGUUCAUGGUGUUCUUUAUAGUAUAUGCCAACAGAUUAUUAAGGUAUACAAACCAAAGGGUAAAACCCGAAUUCCACAAGAUUUAUCCGAUCUUCUUUCAUUCUUCACUGAUCUUGUGAAGACCGCACCAAGCACACAUAGACCGCUAAUGAUUGUUUUAGACAUUCCAUGUGAUAUCACUUCUAACCUUAGCUCUAAGCAUAUCAAAUGGCUCCCGACGGAAUUUCCGUCCGUGGUGUCAGUUGUCUUGUCAAUGGAUGGUAACACACCAGUUUUGAAGGAAUUACGAAAUCUUAUUCCUGAAAAGAACUUCAUUAAAGUCACGUCGAUGAAUGAUCGUGAGUUGUCGGAGAUUGUUCGAGGUUUCUUGCAUAAGAAUGGUCGAGUAUUACCGAAUGAGCAGUUCAAAAUAUUGACUCGUGCUUUAGCCCGGAAUCCGCUGCCGCUGUACGCUAAGCUUCUGUGCCAAGAGACACAAAUUUUGAAUUCCUCAGGAAAUGGCCGCGACCCCACGUCAUCAAUCUCAGAUGCUAUAUCAGCGCUUUUUCUAAUGCUAGAAGAUAAACACGGACAGUUUCUAACAUCUACGAUUUUACGAUAUAUCACAUGUGCCCAUAAUGGAGUGACAGAGUUGGAACUCCUUGAUUUGUUGUCAUGCAACGAUAAUCUUCUUAACUAUAUUUAUCCCGAUACAUACCCUAUUCCUCUUCGAUUCCCAUAUCAAAUUUGGGCUGGAUUUAAGAGGGACGUAGGGUCCCUAUUGGAAGGAAGUCACAUGGACAAUAAAAGCCUUUUCAUUUGGAGUAACACAGUCAUUGCAUCCAUGGCAACACAACGGUACUUUCCUACAAAAGCGCUCAAAGUAGAAUGUCAUCGGGACUUCGCAAACCUCUUCAUGAAUGCAUGGGUAAACGGGAAGCCAUACAAGCCCAGUAGUUUCGGCUCUGACGAUGAGGUGUUAACCAUUAGCCGUGGAGUGGCUCCGCAACCGCUCAUCUAUGGACAGACACGGUAUAAUUUGCGGUGUGUGAGUGAACUUUGGUAUCAUCUACUUCAUGCUGGUGAUAUCAAACAGCUGAAAUCAGAAACAGUUUGUAACUUUGAAUAUCUUCUGGCCAAGAUCCAUGCAACAUCGGUUUAUUCUCUGAUACAAGAUGUUGACACCAUACUGAAGUGGAUGAUAGAUUCAGAGCUCGAUCUCAUCCGGAGUGCCAUCACUUCCUCCGUUAGUACACUGGCUGAGGAUCCUUUACAACUUGCCGCAGAGCUUAUUGGACGUCUUCUUCCAAUGAAUCGAGAUUACCCAAAUGCUUUGCAAGAUCUGGUAAAACAAGCAAUGGCUUGGUGUGAUGUGUUCACAAGACCUUUGUUGAAACCAAUCGCUUUAUGGCUUCCAACUCCACGACAACAACAUAUCACAACGCUCAACUGCAAUGAGAAUAUUGCCAGAGUCCACAUUUCUAACGACACACAGUUGGCAUACUGUCUGACCAUGGAUAACAAGAUGGUCGUCUACCACAUCGCAUCACAGGAGAGAAUCGGGGAAUUUCCACCUCUAGAGGGCAAUGUGACUGCGUUUGUUUUGUCGAAAGAUGACAGGUAUUUGCUGAUGGGCUGUGACAAGGUUGCAAUAUUAUGGGAUGCAGAAAGCAUGAAACCGUUGCAUAUAUUCCGAGAUCACAAGGACAUAGUUAUGUGCGUGCUGAUUUCACAUAACAUGAAAUGGCUGUUUACUGGCUCGGCAGAUGCUACUGUGCGUGUGUACAACCUGACAACCGGGAAGUUCCAGGUGAAGUUGGAAGGUCAUGAGAAGGCGAUUGUUGGGAUGGGCAUCAAUACGCAUGAUGAUGUACUAGUCUCGUGUUCACUGGAUUUCUCAUUCAGGACAUGGAAUCUGGAUGAUAAUUCUCUUUUGGAUGCUAUUGAGAUGCACAACAAACCAAUCACAAGCAUGACAUUAUCAAAGGAUAGCACUUUCUUAUUAUCAGCGUACAGUGAUUGUAAACUUGAGGUUAGUUGCCUUGUGACAGGAAGUGAGGUGCAUUGUUUGGAGGGUCAUGACACCAAGGUCACCUCAAUCAGCAUAUCAUCAGAUUCAACGUAUGUUGCCGUUGGAACUAUUGACCACAAAGUACACGUAUUCAACAUGAAGACAACUGAACUUGUGCAGACAUUUACGGAACACACAGCACCCGUCUGUGACGUACUCAUCACCGAUAAGGAUUACUUCCUCAUUUCUGCCGGCCAUGACAACAAGGUCCAUGUUCGAAAUUUUAUCAAACCAGAAAAGAUCAGACAUAUCAAUAGUCUCCAUGAUGGAGAGGUCACAUGUGUUGCAAUUUCAAAAGAAAAUUCAUACGCAGUGACAGGUGGAACUGACUGCACAAUAAAGAUCUGGAAUUUGGAGUCUAACACGAUGUUCCAGACUCUCGAUGACCACAUGGGUGGCAUUACAUGCAUAGCUAUAUCUGAUGAUUGUGCUCACAUUGUAUCAGGCUCUGAGGAUAAGACUGUAAGAGUAUGGCAUAUUACGAAACAGAAAUACUCAAUCAACUUCGCCGAACAUGAAGAUGCCAUUUCUAGUGUAAUGUUAGCAACAGACAACCAACGGAUACUCAGUGCUGAUAUAGGAAACAGGUUGAAGUUGUGGGAGAUUGAAUCUGGACAGGUUUUAAUGUCAUAUUUUGGUCCCUCUGAGCUUGUGACACUCACCCCUGACAACCAGUUUGCCAUAAGCGGUUUUGGAAAUGAACUGAUGAAGAUUUGGUUCCUGGAUAAUGGUGAGUCUGUGAAGACCAUCAAUCACUUGGAAAAAAUCACUUGCAUAACUAUCACGAAGGAUACGCAGUUCACUAUUACAGGUUCCGAAGACAUGUCACUCAAGAUUUGGGAAACGAAAAGUGGAAAGCUAACGCAGAUACUUGCCGGUCAUGACGAAAUGGUCACAUGUGUUGCCGUUGCUAACCACAAUCGACAUGUCGUCUCCGGCUCUAGCGACAAGCUUCUGAUUGUCUGGAAUCUGUCGACGGGAGAGACUGAGAAAACUCUGGAGGGUCAUCAAGAUAUUGUGACUAGCGUGAAGAUGACCAGUGAUGGCACACUGGCAGUUUCAGGCUCAAGAGACGGAACCAUACGAGUUUGGUCAAUCCAACAUGGCGUGAUGGUGACUGCUUUCUACUUGCAUGUUCCCGUUGUUGAUCUGCGGAUGACCUUCAACGCUGAGCACAUCUUGGUUCAAGUGGAAGAGGGAGGGUGUGCUCCACUACUUUGCCUGCACAACAGCACUGCCGCAGAAAUUGAAUCACAAAGCCAAGUGAAUAUUGACAUGAAGGAUGUCUCGAUCGCCAUGUCCGCUCGCAAGUCUUUGUGCUCGGCGUGUGGGGGCCCCAAACCGAGUGUUAAGCUCGACUGGCACUCGGAGUGCCCGUUGUGUCGCUCGUGUAGCAAGGCUGAGCCUUGCGAGAUUUGUGCGCGCUGGCCCCCGACUAAGUUUGCGGCAGCUCUAGAUUGGGCAGCUCAGGCUGCCACUCGAUCUCAGGGUUCGCUGCCGGCUGCGUCGGGGGUUGUUCGUCGGCUUCGCGUUCGCCGGGUCCUUCCCCUCCGCUGGAUCCGGCGUUGGUUUCGUUGA
Molecule: messenger RNA, 5285 nt
Organism: Anneissia japonica
Lineage: Eukaryota; Metazoa; Echinodermata; Crinoidea; Comatulida; Comatulidae
Product: NACHT domain- and WD repeat-containing protein 1-like
Exons: 23
Coding region: 330-5285 (1651 amino acids)
Molecular function (GO): protein binding
Source: RefSeq, a predicted model, not a curated record